Molecule: messenger RNA, 1231 nt
Organism: Rubroshorea leprosula
Lineage: Eukaryota; Viridiplantae; Streptophyta; Magnoliopsida; Malvales; Dipterocarpaceae
Source: the annotation of a GenBank genome assembly
AGGUAAACUUUGCAUGCUUUUGGGAAAACUGUUAUAGUUCCUGAAGGACGGCAUCUGGUUCUCUUUUAUCUUUUAGUACUCCCCCUCCUCCAAUGAAUUAUCUGUUUCUAAUCCUCAUCUCCUCUUCUCCCCCCCACCCAAAACCACAGACUAAAUAUCUCUAGAGCACUUAUGAAGCUAUUACUAAGGGCAACCCACGUGGAAUCAGCUCUCUGUCCUUGCUUCCACACUUUACAAUUGGGAUCCUAAUUCAACAUACAUACAUGAGUCACCAUACUUCAAAAAUAUGACUCUAGAACCACCGGGGCCUCAUGGAGUGAAGGAUGCCUAUUGCUUACUUAAGUUUGGUGACAGCAUUACCACUGAUCAUAUCUCCCUAGCAGGAAGUAUCACCAAGGAUAGCCCCGCUGCAAAUUAUCUCCUGAAUCAUGGGGUUCAACCCAAGGACUUCAAUUCUUAUGGUAGCUGUAGAGGCAAUGAUGAAGUGAUGGCAAGAGGUACAUUUGCCAAUAUUCGUCUUGUCAACUAGCUGUUGAAUGGAGAAGUGGGUCCAAAGACAAUUCACAUUCCUACAGGAGAAAAGCUUUAUGUGUUCGAUGCAGCAAUGAGAUACAAGGAUGCUGGACAGGACACAAUUGUCUUAGCUGGUGCAGAGUAUGGAAGUGGUAGCUCACGAGAUUGGGCUGCCAAGGGUCCAAUGCUACUUGGUGUUAAAGCCGUUAUUGCCAAGAGCUUUGAGAGAAUCCAUUGGAGCAAUCUAGUAGGUAUGGGGAUCAUUCCUCUCUGUUUCAACCCUGGUGAGGAUGCUGAUACCCUUGGAUUGACGGGUCAUGAGCGUUACACAAUUGAUCUUCCAAGUAAAAUUAGUGAGAUCAGACCUGGCCAAGAUGUUUCCAUCACAACUGACACUGGCAAAUCCUUCACAUGUAUAGUGCGCUUUGAUACAGAGGUGGAAUUGGCCUAUUUCAAUCAUGGUGGCAUUCUUCCAUAUGUUAUUCGGAGCCUGUCAAAGCAGUAGGCAAAUUAAGCUUCAGAUGGUAGUUUGGAAUCACUGUUGUCUCUCACAGAGCCAGGGUGCUGGAGUCUUACAAAAGCUUUUUAAAAAGUUCUAAUCUUUAUUUUUCUUCUUUAUUGAAAUUUUCUUUUAUGAAUUUGUUCUCACUGAAUAAAAUUUUCAUUGCUGUGUUAUGGCUUGAAUCUAACAUCUCUACAGUAAAAAAGAUGGAAGUUA